GCGGAGCAGAGCGGGGCUUGGUGUGCGCUCUCUCGCUUCACUCUCGCAGCCAAACUCCUCCGCCCCGGAGCGAAACCCACCCCCUGCCCCAUCCCCCCGGGCCCGGUUCCGCGCAGACAUGGCCAGCGGGGGCCUGCAGCUCCUGGGCUUCGUGCUGGCUUUCCUGGGCUGGAUCGGCAUCAUCAUCAGCACCGCCAUGCCCCAGUGGAAAAUGGCAUCCUACGCAGGGGACAAUAUCGUCACGGCCCAGGCGCUCUACGAGGGGCUGUGGAUGUCGUGCGCCAUGCAGAGCACGGGGCAGAUACAGUGCAAGGUGUACGACUCGCUGCUCAAGCUGGAAAGCAGUCUUCAGGCCACUCGGGCUUUGAUGGUGGCUGCAAUACUCCUGGGCCUUGUGGCUGUGUUUGUUGCUGUGACUGGCAUGAAAUGCAUGAAGUGCAUGGAAGAUGACCAGGUGAAGAAGAUGCGGAUGGCUGUCUUUGGUGGGAUAAUCUUCAUCAUUGCAGGGAUGGCAGCACUGGUGGCCACCUCCUGGUAUGGCAACAGAGUGGCUCGGGCCUUUUAUGAUCCUUUCACCCCAGUCAACACGAGAUUUGAGUUUGGAUCAGCUCUCUUCAUAGGCUGGGCAGCUGCUUCUCUGGCCAUUCUAGGGGGAGCCUUCCUUUGCUGCUCCUGUCCACGGAGAGAAACUUCAUAUCCACCCAGCCGAGGCUAUCCCAAAAAUGCCCCCUCCACGGGGAAGGAUUACGUAUAAUGAAACAACGAAGAGGAGCUGCCAGCACUAGUAGUGAAAGCAUUUUGGAGAGGACACUACAAUGCCAUUGUCCUGAGCAGAGUUCAGACUCUAGGUUCUGCCUUCCUCUUCUCCCAAAAAUGUGUAUAUUUUUGUAAUCCUCUUUGCUACUGGACAUAACUUCUCCUUUCUCUCCCAGCCCGUGGAGGAAGGCUAGCCUAGGUUCAUAGGUAUUGCCACUGGAAAGAUGAAACCUCCAAGCUUGGGUUAACUUUUAGUAUUUGGGAGUAAAAGGGAAAAAUGAUACUGUUUUUUUUAGAUGGAUGUUGGUGCUUUUUUAGGUAUUUUUUAAAGAAAUAGAUGGUAAAAAUUCAGUCCCAUAUCCCCUUAAACUAGAGCCCAGUGUGGUGUGUGUAGACAUUAAAGGAACACAUAAACAAAGUGAUGAAGCUGAUAGCUUGAGGAGGAAACAGUUUUAGGGAAAAGACUUUACACAUAGAAAUGCUUGAAGAGAUCUAAAAUGCUCUUAUUGACAUCAUCUUCAGCCCUCUCCUUUCUGUGCAGAUUGGCGUGACAAAGUCAGUCACAAAUUGCUGUGCUUAAACUGAAACCUGUAACUGUCCAUGCAGAUGCUGUUGGCCAACAGAAGAUGGAGUAUAUCUUGUAAGUUGAUUGUAUCAGAGCAAAAGGCUGCAAAAUUGUAACCACAGAGGUUAGCAGACUCCCAAAGCAGCUGCAGGUUUCCUGGUGCCAGGAAAGAGCUAAAGGAAAAAGAUUGCCUUCAGGUUUCACUGUGUGUCUCUGGUAGGGCUGUGGCUGUUGUUCCUUAGACACAGAGUGCUGCCAGUGAUUUUGUUUCUCUGUGUUCCCACCAUAGUACCUAACUGAGCUUAAAGCUUUAUCCCCUUGUGAGGUGUACAGGCCACCUUUUAACAUGGACUCUCCUCUUUCUUUGAGUUUUUCUCAUUUGGGUUUAGCUACUGAUCUCAGUUUGCCUUCUGCAGUUAAACCAAACUGAUUGCACUGCCUCUCCCUGACGUUUCCCCAAGGAUACCUCACAUGCUGCCAUUUAAUCUUUUUCUCUUCUAAACACUUUCAGUGAUGAUAUGAAGGCAAAUUCCAAGGAAGCUGACCCAAAGGUUAUGGCAUUUUCUUUUAAUCCAAGCUCACCAAAGAGGAAGAAGCUAACAUUUUAAAGAUAAAGCCAUCCUUGAAUAUUAAGUUGUGUCUAAAAAAAAAUGCAGCUCAUGAAAAGUUCCCACCCCUUCCUCCAAAACACCCAGCCAGUCAGUCACUUGGUGUUUCACUAACUGCCUGAGGCUGGCUGGAGGAAGUCUCAAUUCCUAGAAGGAUGGUACCAGUUCUCCAAAGCUCAACAUUUAUUUUUCUACAGAAGGAAACUGGUUGCUUCUGACUAGGCUUUAUAAUUGUGUAUGUAUUCAGAAGCAUUAGAUGUCUUUUAUUUCCUUCUGUAGACAGGGAGAGUCUCUGGGGCUGAGCUAUGUACAGCCAUGGUGUUGGUGGUUUGUAUGAGCCUUGUACCUCUGUUUGACCUGACUCUGCAACACAAAUCAAUGUUACUAAAAGAAAACCAGAGUGUUCGCUUCAGGCUUGAUUUGAUAUUGGCCUGUACUUGCAGCUGGGUCAUGUGGCUUCCACUUCUCCAUGGGGAAUUGCCUGUGCAUAGCAGCAGCCUCAUGAGACCUCGGUCUGAGGAGGUGGCAGCUCAGGUCACAUUAAAGAGCUGCUGAAGUCUGUGCUUUUGUAUUUGCAUUAACCCUGAGCCAGGGAGCAGAUGCUUGUAUUUGGAACUUGUAUAAAGUGUUUAAACAGUUUCAAUAAAUGGACUUUUUUAAGGAAAA
This is a messenger RNA of Colius striatus (speckled mousebird), 2595 nucleotides long. It is a transcript of the gene CLDN1, whose product is annotated as claudin 1. The transcript is spliced from 4 exons. The record is from RefSeq and is a predicted model, not a curated record. Lineage: Eukaryota; Metazoa; Chordata; Aves; Coliiformes; Coliidae. Gene Ontology annotation, molecular function: structural molecule activity. Gene Ontology annotation, cellular component: plasma membrane; bicellular tight junction. Gene Ontology annotation, biological process: bicellular tight junction assembly; cell adhesion. The coding region runs from base 119 to 754 and encodes 211 amino acids.